AGAGAGAGAGAGACUGUGACUCAAUUCCCAUUCCAUUAUUCCUUAGAACAGUACCCCUUUUGUUUUCUCGAAUUCCAACCAUUCCCCCUCAGAAACCACCAUUAUAUUUCUGGUCCUCCUUUAUUUAAAACGGACCUCUCUCUCUCUCUCUCUGUGUUACUGUGUGACUGUCUUUGUGGAAAGGUCUCUGAUCCCUCUGCACCCAUAAAUACACAACUUACCCUUUUCACAAACUUUUCCUUCAAGCCUUCAUCCCCCCCAAAAAAAAACUCUGCUUUCUUUCUUUCUUUUUCCUGCAUUUUUAAUCUGACUAGUAGUUUCUGCUUUUUUUCUUCUUAUUAACCUCUCUAUAUAUUUUGCUAUUCCAUCAACCCUAGCAUAUAGGAUCCUACUGAAAAGCCUACCUUAUUAGCCUCCUCUUCUCUCUCUUAAUACCAAUGCAAAUCAUGAGGCACUCAUGAUAUAAUCACAACUCACAGCCUUCUUUUUCACCUCUCUCUCAUCCCAAUUCUUGCUUUUCCUUAUUUGUUCCUUAGCUCUCUCAUUUCCUUGUUUAUUUAAGAACCCCUAGUGGGUCUUUUGAUUAAGCUAUUAGAUCUCCACCACAGCCCUCAUGUUUCUUAGCUCAAACCCUAUAAUGAGAACUACUAGCAGUACUACUCCAUCACCCUUGCCUGACCUUUCCUUACAGAUCAGCCCACCUUCAGUUUCAGCAGAUUUUGAAGCUAAGGAAGUGAGCUAUGAUGGAUUGAUAACAAGAAAAGCAGUACUCCACAGUGAUAGGAGCUCAACCACUGAUUCUGGAAGCAGUGGAAGCGAUUUAAGCCAUGAAAAUGGCGGCUUCUACCCAGCUGGGGCUUAUAAUCUUGGUCUUACUGAGCCCACGUUAAGCUUAGGGUUUGAAAUGUCAGAUUUGAGUCCCCCAUCUCUACAACUACCAAGAAACUAUCAUCAACAUCACCAUCACCAACACCAGCACCAUCAUCACCACAAUCAUCAACCUCAAAUCUACGGCCGAGAGUUCAAGAGAAAUGCAAGAUUGAUUAGUGGUGUGAAAAGAAGUGUCAGAGCUCCAAGAAUGAGAUGGACUACGACCCUCCAUGCCCAUUUUGUUCACGCAGUAGAACUUCUCGGCGGCCAUGAAAGAGCAACACCAAAGUCUGUGUUAGAGUUGAUGAAUGUGAAGGAUCUAACCCUAGCUCACGUGAAGAGUCAUUUGCAGAUGUAUAGAACAGUGAAGAGCACUGACAAGGGAUCAGGUCUGGGGCAGACAGAUAUUGGAUUGAAACAAAGGCCAGGACAUGUUAAUGUGGAAGGAGUCUUACCUUGUGAGAAGGCUAGUCCAAUCACAAAACUAGAAAAAACCCAAAGAAUGGAGACAAGCAGUGGGAGUAGAUCAAGUCAUGAAAAUGCUUUGACAUAUUCUGAUUUCAAGGCAAAGGAUACCAAGGAGGACGGACACAAUAUUGAAGCCCCCCAUGUUUAUGUGUCUGAUAGCGCGAAGGAGAGGUUGGACUCUAACUCUAUGUCACCAUCGAAUACAUUGCUUAAUCUGGAGUUCACUCUAGGAAGGCCAAAUUGGCAAAUGGACUAUGUUGAGUCCUCAACUGAGUUAGCCCUUCUCAAAUGUUAAACACUACGAGCAAAAGCAUAUAUCCCUAUUUGUAAAAUGUUAUUUCAUCGUGAAUAUGGGGGAAAAAAGUUAUCUAAUUCUGCAUGAUUUUUGUUCCA
This is a messenger RNA of Quercus robur (English oak), 1731 nucleotides long. Its product is annotated as probable transcription factor KAN4. The record is from RefSeq and is a predicted model, not a curated record. Gene Ontology annotation, cellular component: nucleus. The transcript is spliced from 6 exons. Gene Ontology annotation, molecular function: transcription cis-regulatory region binding. The coding region runs from base 614 to 1633 and encodes 339 amino acids. Gene Ontology annotation, biological process: abaxial cell fate specification; regulation of DNA-templated transcription. Lineage: Eukaryota; Viridiplantae; Streptophyta; Magnoliopsida; Fagales; Fagaceae.